ACACACGCAUAUAAAAUUACAAAUCUCUCGUUACUCAAAAAUUUGACGUGGAAUCAGGUCUUCGAAAUUGGACUUCUGGUUUUGGACACCUGAUUUCUGUUGGUUACAUUACAUUUCGUUACGCUCUAAUAGGGGGAGAGAUAGAGUGGUGUUAUAAUAAUAAGAAGAAGAAUGGGGUGUUCAUUUUCUGGUUACGCACUUUACGAUUCCGUUAACGGAGGCGGAGAUGUUUGGAUCAACGAGAACCGGUUCCGUAUCGUCAGGCAGCUCGGUGAAGGUGGCAACGCCUAUGUCUUCCUCGUCAAGGACGUUCCCGCCGACAACAUCUCCGGCGGUUUCUCCUCCAAGCUCAAACAGUCCUCUCACAUUUCCGAGGACGGAACAUAUGCUAUGAAAAAGGUCCUCAUCAAGAGCAAUGAGCAGCUGGAGUUGGUCAGGGAGGAGAUCCGUGUUGCAUCACUGUUCAACCACCCAAAUCUGCACCCGCUUCUCGAUCAUGCAAUCAUUUCUGUCAAGCCUACUCCACAAAAAUCUUGGAACCACGAGGCAUACUUGUUAUUUCCACUUCGUUUGGAUGGAACACUGCUAGAUAAUACCAAGACAAUGCAAGCCAGGAAGGAAUCCUUUCCUACCUCUGAUGUUCUUCAAAUCUUUCAACAGCUUUGUGCAGGACUCGAGCAUAUGCAUGGUUUAGAUACUCCAUAUGCUCAUAAUGAUGUCAAACCUGGUAAUGUUCUCAUAACACAUAGAAAAGGACAACCGCCUCUUGCCAUACUCAUGGAUUUUGGCAGUGCUCGUCCUGCCAGGAAGCACAUUGGUUCCAGAUCAGAGGCACUCCAGUUGCAGGAAUGGGCAGCUGAACACUCUUCUGCCCCUUUCCGAGCUCCGGAGCUGUGGGAAUGCCCAAGCCAAGGUGAUAUAGACGAGAGGACUGGGAUUGCUGUGCGGCCCCGGAUAGAUGAUAUUGUUAUUCAUGUUGAUAAGUUGAUUGCAAAGUUCUCUGGUUGAGUUACUUUGGGAGAGAUUUAAGAGAACAGUUGAGGCAUCGUUACACAUUGCAGUUGUUAAAAUUUCAUGUGCCUCCCCUAUCUAUUGAGAUAGAUAGAAAAUGAAUAGUUCCCUGCCUUAGUUUUUAUGUGUAUCUUUACAAUUUUUUUGUGGUAGUCUAGGUAGUCGGGCAUUGGGCUUAAUUAUUAUUUCGGUAAUUUAUACAUAAUUUUGUCUAUUGUAAUUUAUGAAAUGGCCAGUCUCCCUGUAAUCUUCUUCAGGAUUCAUGCGCAUAAAUGGCAUAUGGUUUAUUUACUUA
Molecule: messenger RNA, 1306 nt
Organism: Arachis ipaensis
Lineage: Eukaryota; Viridiplantae; Streptophyta; Magnoliopsida; Fabales; Fabaceae
Source: RefSeq, a predicted model, not a curated record